GGGCCUACGUCUUGGAUAUUCUCCAAUCGAACACGUCUGGCCAUCACGUUUUAGCCAUGACAUGGAACUUGUCAUGCUGCAGACUUGGGGAUGAUGAGUUCACGUGCAUGUUUUCAAAUAAGUGAUCAAACGACGACCGGUCGAGAUGGGGAAGUGCUCUGGGUUUAGGGUCCUUUGUCUCGUCAGAGGCAACUUGCAAUCAUGACUUACUUUCAGUGUGGUGUCAGGAAAAGUGUUUUAAAUAAAAUCUGUGACUAAACAGCUAACGUUGACGAUGUUUGGUCAGCGUUAGCAUCAGGAUCCGUAAUCCUUCACGUACAUGAAGGAUCGAUCAGCAUCAGCAUCGAUGAGCAACUUGAAGAGUGGCACUCCUACGAACUCAACAUCCUCUGAGGCUUGAAAAAGCGACGAGAGAAAGCGAGAAGAGGAGUGCCAGUGUCACCAGGUUUACGGAUUUUCUGCUUUGGUAAUCCGUCACUUUUUAGCCGCAGAUUCUACGACUCUUCUGUAUUGUGAAUCUCACGAGUGACUCUCGAGUUCUUCGAGACCAUAAACAUUCUUGGACGGGACAGACUAAACGUCGCGUGACAAGGAAUCACAUGGGUUCCGUGGAGCGAACUCCCCGAGCGCUUUUGUUUCCUGUCGUGGCAUCGGGACAUUGGGGUCCAUUUCUGCAGCUCAUACUACAACUUGCUACGAAGAAGCUGAAUUUUACCUUGCUGGCGGAUCGAGGACGAUGUGAUGAAUUGAAGGCUUAUCAGGCGAAGGGAGCGUUUGCAACAAUUGAUGUGGAAUUUCUGGAGGUCUACACAGAUCCGAGCACGCUGAGUCUUCGAAAGGAUCUCGUUCCGGCAAUGUGGACAAAUUUGGAGUCCUUCAUCUCAAAUGGCGAAUUUGAUCCCUCGAGGUACACAUGCAUGAUAAGUGACAUGUUUCUGUAUUUCUGUCAGGAUUUGGCAGAUAAGUGGGGAAUUCCGAACUACUUCUACGUAACAUGCCCCACCUACUUCGGUCUCGUUCUGCUGCACGGAGAAGGAAUUGUGGAUGGAGGCUGGAUUCCUCAAAAUCCUGUCAAGCGAAAACAGUUCCUAGAUCUUCCCGGCCUUGAAAUGUUCACAGGAGGUGAUAUGCCCAUGGCAUUGACAGAAAUGGAACCGGAUUUGUUCCAUUUACUUCCACGUGCAAUUAAAGGGUCUGCUGGGCUCGUAUUCAACUCCUUCGAGGAAUUCGAAAAAAAGCCCUUGUCUGAUCUCCGCGAUCAGCUGAAGCUUAACGCUAUGCCUCGCAAGGAUCCGCCCACAGUUUUCACGAUAGGCCCACUCCUCCUCCUCCCUGGCAUACCGGGCGCUCUUGAUGACACUAAGCCCGUGGAAAAAAGCGAGAGCAUCGCGUGGCUUGAUAAACAGCAAAAGUCUUCAGUGCUAUUUAUAUGCUUCGGAAGUCAGAGAGAGCUGCCCGAACCCCUGAUCACGGGAAUAGCAAGUGGACUCGAGGACACAGGAGUUCCUUUCCUCUGGGCUCUGCGAAUUCCACCGCAAAGCUCUAAAAUUGAAAGCCUUCCAGAAGGAUUCGAAUCACGAACGCAGUCUCGCGGACUCGUUCUAACGUCUUGGGUCCCACAGCAGGAAAUUUUACUACAUCCUUCCGUUGGAGGUUUCCUCACACAUUGUGGCUGGAACUCCAUUCUGGAAAGUAUGCUUGGAGGUGUCCCCAUCGCAGCGUUUCCCCUGUACGCGGAACAACGCAUGAAUCAGAGGUACAUGGUCAAUGCGGUGAAGACAGCGGUGGCAAUCGAAGGCGAACAUGGACAGUAUGAAGCUAAGGAAAUUGCAGCUGCAAUAAUGAGACUCUUGAAGGGAAAGGAAGGUGUAGAGGCCAGGCAAAAUAUGCAGAUAAUGAAGGAAAUGGCCUACGCUGCCAUGGAGGAGGGUGGAUCAUCACACAAGAAUCUGCAAAACUUCCUUGCCGAGGUUCAGAGGGUUAGAUGAGAAGGUUGCGUUCAGAGCAUCCUGAAACUGAACACUGCACUUGGAAGAAGGUCCAUCUUUGACCCACUCACGCGUCGUGAAGAAGGUUCGGCCCGCAAUAUUCUUCAGGAAGCCUUUUUUAUGUGCUUCUUAGUCGAGAAGAGUGAGCUCGAGCUCAAGCAGAAAAUGAUGUUCUCGCUGAACAUGACCAGUCUUUUAUCAUGAAGCUUUUGAUCCCGGACCAUUAUUCGUCAUGCAGCGGAAUAUUGUAUGUGGCCCAUAACCUUUUGCACGAGUACUCUCCCGCUAUCAUCGAGAUGUAGAUGAAGGUUAGAUAUCCAAUUGCCAAAUUGCAAAUCACCUUAUCUUUAAUUAGACUAGUUGCUAGGUAUGUAUUCCA
Marchantia polymorpha subsp. ruderalis is the source of this 2367-nucleotide messenger RNA. The record is from the annotation of a GenBank genome assembly. NCBI's taxonomy places the organism in Eukaryota, Viridiplantae, Streptophyta, Marchantiopsida, Marchantiales, Marchantiaceae.